Molecule: messenger RNA, 447 nt
Organism: Laccaria bicolor S238N-H82
Lineage: Eukaryota; Fungi; Basidiomycota; Agaricomycetes; Agaricales; Hydnangiaceae
Exons: 2
Coding region: 283-447 (54 amino acids)
Source: RefSeq, a predicted model, not a curated record
AUAUAACCUUGCUUGCCAUCAUAUUCCGCUCUCUUCGCACUUUCAGUCACUCCACCCUCACAAGCAGUCCGCUCAACACAAACGACGAUGAGGAUUCACAAGUGAAUCUGUGACAACUACCUACUACAAACCGAAGCGAUAUGCGAAGGACGAACAAGACCAUGAUAACGCGUACACGAAAGCUUACCAUUCAAAUCUAAAGCGUAAAUUCUACUGGAAGGACACGGGAGUGUGGGAAACGAGCUGAUAUGCUGGGUUGUGAGGAAUGGGAGAAGGUCAUGAAUGCAGUCUCGGUUAACCACUGCACGUGUCAGCUUCCAAGCUAGGGGCAUGCUCAAUGCCUCCAUAUUCAGCCGACACAAUGUGCCCGAUCCCCAACAUCCCCCACCACACAACCAGAGGUCAACAAAGAUGAUGACAGAGGAGCUGUUGAUGGCGACAUUUUGA